GAAGAGUGGAACGCCGGUAUCCCUGGGAAGAGUGGACCGCCGGUAUCCCUGGGAAGAGUUGACCGCCGGAAAGUACACUAUACUGACAUUAACAUUGUGGAGAGAAUAGUCUAAACUGAUACUGGUGUAAAUUGAUACAUAGGGGAUGAUUUUGAGCUGUCUUACAGGGAUUGAAGGCACCUCAUGGCGAGAGAGGGCCAAAUGGAUCUCAGGGCCGUCAAGGAGAGACUGGACCCAAUGGCAUACAGGGAUCAUCCGGUCCUCCAGGCCUCCCAGGGCUGGAGGGCAAGACAGGGAAGCCAGGCCCUUCAGGAAACCAGGGGCUUGUGGGGGCACAGGGGUCAGCUGGGCCCAUCGGGUUUCCAGGCACUCCUGGAAUGGAUGGUGUGAUGGGGCAGGUUGGAGAAAAAGGAGAACAGGGAGCAGCAGGGCCUGUUGGGGACAGUGGGCCAUCUGGACUGGACGGACAGCAGGGUCCCCCUGGAACAGUUGGGUGCUCCAGGUCCCUUUGGAAAGCCAGGGCCAGGACUCCAGGGAGCCAGGACUCCAGGGAGAGCCAGGGCCGCAGGGCUCCCAGGGGAUGCAGGGGGAGCCUUGGCCAAGGGAGAGAUGGGAGGUUUCGGCAACAGAGGAGACCCUGGUCCUAAAGGACUUAAGGGGGCAAUGGAUUCCUUGUGGAUUCCCUGGGUUGGAGGGGCCCUCAGGAGCUCUUGGGGACAAUUGGAAAAGAGGAGUGAAAGGAGGGAAGGGCCACAUAGGACUACGAGGCGUGUCAGGAAGAAGAGGAUUGAAGGGUGACAUGGGAAAAUCUGGACCAACGGGGCCAAAGGGUCUGCUGGGCAACAGAGGGCCCCAGGCGUCCCCUGGAUUGGAGGGUGUGUCUGGUGAGGCUGGGCUUCAGGGAGCAGUUGGCCUACCAGGACCUCUGGGACCAAAAGGUCGACCAGGCCCUGAGGGGAGACAAGGCCAGAAAGGUCAAAAGGGCAAUGAUGGUCGAAGUGGGAAUCCAGGAAAGACGGGACACAUCGUGAGGAGGGUCAGAAUGAAGCCAUCCCUUUUUCACAUAUUACAAUUUCUCAUUUCAAUGUAUAUUGGUCUUGAUUCUUGAUUCUAAAAUCUGUUUAUGUUACCAUGUAAGGGGAAAAUAGGGAAAUCUGGAAGCAGAGGCUGAAGAGGAGGGAGAGGAGAAAAGGUCAUCACUGUUGACUGAGAGACAUUCGGGCCUGAUUAUGCACUAGCCAUACCAUACAGUAUUAUGUGUCUUUAACCUUUAAAAACACUGCUAAUGGUUUGCAGCGGUGAGAUCUUGUGUAAAGGUCAACAGGGUAUAACAUUUUUUCUAUAGAUUGAACCUUUUCUUUGAAUUACAGGGAAAGAGGGGAGAUUUUAGUUCAACCAGACCUCCAGGAAGACAAGGGCCUUACGGGACACUUGGCAUACAAGGAGAGAAGGGUGAAAUGGGUGAACCAGGAGUCGAGGGAGAGAAGGCAGAGAUGGGACGGACAGGCCCUCCUGCAGUU
Oncorhynchus gorbuscha (pink salmon) is the source of this 1520-nucleotide messenger RNA. Its product is annotated as collagen alpha-2(I) chain-like. The record is from RefSeq and is a predicted model, not a curated record. The transcript is spliced from 16 exons. NCBI's taxonomy places the organism in Eukaryota, Metazoa, Chordata, Actinopteri, Salmoniformes, Salmonidae. The coding region runs from base 146 to 1108 and encodes 320 amino acids.